AUGCACACCAUCAAAUUGUGUCUCGGUGUUAGCCCAGCACCACUGCUAUACAAUGCUCCACUACUAGAAGUCGAUGUUGUUACUGUUGUCGGUCUGAUCGCAAGUCUCGAUGACUCUGAUGCCGCUGAAGUCAAGUCUGUCCCAGUCAUGGAAGAGCCGACUUCGGCCGAUGUUGACGACUGCCCCGCGUCGAACGAUGAAGAUGAGGGGAUGGAAGAUGUCGUGCCAUCGGCAGGAGAUAUCGUGCCAUCGCUUGGCAACCCUGGCCUGCUGAGCGCAGAGGUGAUACUGCCGACGGCAUUCGGAGUCGUGGUCAUUGAUGAGAUUGAUCCAGUCUCGGUUCCUAUAAAAGCGGUAACGGGAAGCGUUGUCGAGCUAUCUGGAGAUGGCGGCGGUAUGCCACUACUUGGAAUAUUCUCUGGGAGCAUGGGCGCAGGUGAUGAGUUGUCCAUGAUAUUCGAGCUUGUGGAUGCUGAUGAAACUGCCGGGUCGAGAAUGUCCAUGGUGGACGAUGCAGAGAUCGAAGCUGAAGGGACAUCCAUCUGCUCAGUCAUCGAUGGAUUAGACGAGCCACCACUAUUGCCUGGGGUGCUGGUGCUGGCCACGAUAUUUGUAGCACUCGAAGCCUGUGAACUUGUAGGCGAUAGUGGCAGGCGGAGUGACGGCGAAGAUUGGCCAGAAGACGGCGUGAGAACCACACUUUCUCCAGACGGGGGCGUCACUGGUCCUCCUAAUGGCGGACAAGCCGUAACCGUUGCACCUGGAAACGAAGACGACGCGGAGGUGCUAGGUCCGAUCGCAGUAGAGAUUGUAGCUAAUGAAGUCGGUGUUUGCGUACUCGCCUCAAGAGGUGGAUCCGCAGCAGGCGCUGUCGCUGUAAGAGAUGACGCAGUCGAGACCGGUAUGCUCAAGCCUGAGGAUGAAGACAGAUCGGCUGGACUAGUGCUGAUUGUCGCGGGAAUUGUAGCUGACGAUGCAGAAGUUUGCGUGAUCGGUUCAGGUGGCUGGUUUACAGCAGUCGUUGUCAGGGUUACCUGGGACGUUGAAGUCCUCGUUGUGGUGUCAUCUAAGCUUGUGCCACCCCUCGUUGUUGAGGGCUGUGAAACUGGCAGAGGAGGAGGAAUCUCAGCAGUCGCUGUUGUGGUGGCUGAAGAUAUUGAAGGACUAUCGCUGAAGCCACAGCUUCUGCUGCUAGACGUUGUCCGUGGCGGCAACACUAUCUGA
Messenger RNA from Fulvia fulva, 1224 nucleotides. RefSeq lists its product as uncharacterized. The transcript has 3 exons. NCBI's taxonomy places the organism in Eukaryota, Fungi, Ascomycota, Dothideomycetes, Mycosphaerellales, Mycosphaerellaceae. Bases 1 to 1224 code for a protein of 407 amino acids. The record is from RefSeq and is a predicted model, not a curated record.